UGAAGGAUGGCACCCACACAUUGAAUCGUUUUUUGAUAAUCAAUACCUUACCCAAGACUGGCUCGACAAAAUCCAAGAAAGCCGCAAUGUCCACGUACAACUCCACUCGACUUCGUCAAUCAUCCUCCAGCUCCACCUCGGAACCACUCGAUCCUACUACCCUAGCCAUCUCGCUCAUCCCGCUCUUACCCCCUCAUAUCUCUCGAGAAUCUACUGAUCAUCAAUUCUUCUCGCCUAUCACCUUACCAGUCCUUGCCGCCAGUCUUUCAACUCUGCCCCAUAACGUCAUCAAUGCUAUUAACUUCUUGGCUCAGGAAUUAAAAUCACUUAGAGAACAACAAGUACUUGGUGUUGGCGGUUCGAGUAAUCCCCGUGCAUCUCCUUUGCCAAGUCCUGAUGGAGGAAACCCAGAAAGAGAAAACCGGGAAAGAUGGCUAGAAAAUCAAAAGGUAAAUCACUUGAAGAAGUCCAUCUCAUCGCUGACCAACCUACAAACGACACUGCAAUCUCGUCUGCUCACCACAGUGGACACGCUCUCAGACCUCCAAGCGACUCAUCGACGCGAAACCCAGCAACUGACCGAUGAACGUGAUGGAGUCAGGGCCGUCAACCAGGUCAUGAAGCGAAAGAUCGCGAUGCUGGAGAAACAGUUACGAGAGAGUAAAGAGGUCAUGGAGUCUGUCCUGGAGCGUGUCGAUGUUGUCAAUAAGGGGGAUUGGUCAAUCAUUGAACAUGGCGCCAUCCAAGUUUUUUCCCCUCUCCCAUCACCCUCACACUGUUCGGAUCAAGCAGCCGGACAGGACCAUAGCCUUAUCAGCGAAGAUCUGUGCACAUUUCAUCUCCAAUGUCAGGCGGACAAUCCGAGCCAGAUACCGCAUCUCCUCUCGCCCACAUCGGCGCAGGAAGGAGCGCGAUUAUCACGGAGCACCGGCUCAGAGUCCCACCGGAACAACCAACGCUCGAUCACGUUGAUUGCCGAGCUUACCGAAGAACUCGAAUCGCUGAGACGCGAGAUCAAGCUCGAACUCAAGCUCAAACACGACGAAAUCAACCGUCUGAAGAGCUUGAUCGACUAUCGGGACGACGAAAUCAGACAGCUCAUGGCCCGCUUGGAACACUUCAUGGGGCUCGAUGGCUUCUAUGUUCGUAGUCCAUACGCUGAAGAAGACCAAACCGGAAGGACUGAGCCCUCCUCUCAGACGCUCAACAAUCCAAUGGCAGACUUGGAAGCUACCCCACGCCAAAAGAUGGACCGAUCGCAAAGAAGCCAAUCGAACCAAGCACACCCAUUCAACAAGCCUAACGAGCCGAUGAUUCGUGAGAAUCAGUCGAAUGAACAACGCGAGCUGGAGGAGGAGAUCAGACAGCUGGAAAACCAGCUGAAAGAGGUCACUCAGAAUAGCCAGUUCUCGUCCCCGAUGGACGACCGAUCUGCGCGUCCUACUGGCAUACUUGACGACUUGCAUGGCCAAUCGGCCGCUGGAAAUGAUAGGUCUUCCGUCAUCUCUGUCAACACCUCCGAUGAUCGGGCAUUUUCGCGAGUCUUGGGUGACCUUUCGAACCAAAUAGCUGACCUCAAGUCUGCCCUGAAAGAAGCCUGUCGGGAGCGAGACGCGUUGAGACGCUUCCGCGUCCGUAUGAAAAACCGGCGCUCAUCCGCCUCCACAUCCUCUUCCGAGACCGAUCCCGCUGAAAGCUCAUGUGGACCCGAGACGACACGGUCAUUGGCAAGCUCUCUAGAACGCUCGAGGUUCGAAUGUACCAGAUUGAACCGGUUGUUGGCCCAAUCGCAGUCUAGGAUCUCCGAACUUGAACGCCAGAUGGUCGAACAGGAAUCCGAAUUCGAAAGGGUUGCUGAACGGGUACAGGAUAAACUUAAAGACCAACGCUCCAAGAUGUUACAAGCCCAGACGCAGAUCGAGCGAUUACAGGGUGAGUUAGAAGAAGCGCGAUUGACGGAGCGCAGGAUGAAGCAAGAGCUAGCGGAGGAGCGGCGACAUGGACAAGAGCUACUCAGUGUCUCUGAGCGCCGGAAGAAGAAGCAGCCAUCUCAAGAGCGACUUGCGCGUAGGGAAGCCAAGUCGGCUGCUCAGGAGAGCAGCGAUGUCGUUAGCUCUUCUUCCGCUGCCUCGGGAUCCUCGUCUAAACGUCUCGCUGGAAUUAAGGAUCCUUUCAAUUGAUCGAUCGGCCCAUUGUCCUCAUCUUAUCACGGGAUUUUUUUUUCUUUUGGUCCUUCUCAUCAUCAUCACCAUCCUCAUCCUCAUCCUCAUCAUGUUCGUUGACUUGUUUGCUUGUAAUUUUGUUUUCUAUCUUCCUCGAUAAACACAACCAUAUUUUUUUACUAUUUAUCAUUUAUUUAUUUAUCCAUUGGUGUUUGUGUUUGUGUGUGAGUUUAUUUUUUUCUAUCUUCAACAUUUACACCACCCAGCUUGUAAUACACAUUGUUUUUCUAUUUACAUGCAUCAUGCUGAAGGAAAAGAGAUCCCAAGGGAUACGUUUCAGAAGCACCAUCCGUAAUGAUAUCUCACAUUAUGCUUUUG
This is a messenger RNA of Puccinia graminis f. sp. tritici CRL 75-36-700-3, 2540 nucleotides long. RefSeq lists its product as uncharacterized. Lineage: Eukaryota; Fungi; Basidiomycota; Pucciniomycetes; Pucciniales; Pucciniaceae. The coding region runs from base 87 to 2180 and encodes 697 amino acids. The record is from RefSeq and is a predicted model, not a curated record. The transcript has 10 exons.